AUGGCCUCAGGAGUGAUCAUCGAUCCUUAUCCCCUCCUUCGGGCAGCUCCCCUGGCAACAAGCACCGGAAGUCUCGUUCUUGCUACCAGCGAACUCAUAUACUACUCAGGGCUGGUGCAGCCGCCGACUCGUAAGAAGGCUGACUCGAUUCUCGCUGCGUACUGGCGUUAUGUAUUCCCUAGGGGAGUGAGCCUCGUGCUGGCCCUCAAUCUCACGACAAUUGGCACCUCAUUAUGCAAUAUCUUUCUGAAGAAUCCGUGCCUCCGACCGCUGCCUGUGUCCCGCACAACGUUUUACUGGGCUGGCCUCAUUGGAGCUAUUGGGCAUCUGGCGUUUGUGCCGUUCGUCGCGCCACCGAUUCAACGUAUCCUGGACAAUACCGAUCCCGAAGCCGAAACGAGUAAGGAGAUGGAUAUCUGGCUGGGAAUACAUCGAAUUCGCAUGUUGGUGGCGGACAUACCUGCCUGGUUGGCGUUCGUGGGUGCUGCGAUGUUGACGGAUCUGUGA
Molecule: messenger RNA, 507 nt
Organism: Aspergillus bombycis
Lineage: Eukaryota; Fungi; Ascomycota; Eurotiomycetes; Eurotiales; Aspergillaceae
Product: putative integral membrane protein
Exons: 1
Coding region: 1-507 (168 amino acids)
Source: RefSeq, a predicted model, not a curated record